AUGCGCGCGACGUGCGCCGCGCGCGCGCGCGCGCCCGCGACGGCGCGGUUCGGCCGCGCGCGACGGCGAGCGCCCCGCGCGCGCGGGCUCGCGCUCGAGCAGAAUGAACCGAUGGUUGACUUUUACGACCUCCUCGGGGUGGCGGACGACGCGGACGCGCGGACGAUCAAAAAGGCGUACUACGGGUUCGCCAAGGAGUGUCACCCGGAUGUGAGCGGCGACGAGGAUGGACACGACAUGUGCGUGCUGUUGAAUGAGGCGUAUGAAAUUCUGAGCGAUCCCGCGUCGCGGGCGAUGUACGACGCGGAGUUGGAGCAGCAGCGCAUGGACGCGGCGGAUUCGUUCACGGGGAACGCGUACUCGAAAUGGACGACGCGAAGGGCGAAACCGGGGGAGGAUCGCGCGGUGUUCGUGGACGAGUUCACGUGCAUCGGGUGUAAACAGUGUGUGUGGGCGGCGCCGGCGACUUUUCGCAUGAAUGAAGACUACGGACGGUCUCGCGUGUUCGCUCAAUGGUUGAACAACGAGGACGACAUUCAGCAGGCGAUCGACUCGUGUCCGGUGGACUGCAUCCACUGGGUGAAGCGAGACGAUCUACCGUAUCUCGAGCAUGUCGCGGUGAACUUUGAAAAGGUGAGCGUCGGAAUCAUGAUGAGCGGGACGAACAAGACGAACAUAGUCGAUCCGUUCGAAGCGGCGCAGUCGUUCAUGAAGGCGCGUCAGCGACGCAUCGAGCAGCGAGCCGAGGAGUUGGAGGAGCAGCGUCGGGCGAUGAGCGAGGAGGCCAAGAAGAGGAAUACGUCCGAGGCGCAGCGCCGGGCCUAUCGUAAGAGCGCGGACGCGAUCCGUCAGAGGUGGUCUGCGGCGACGGGCGUCGCGUUCAAGCGCGUUCGUCGUCGAUACGAUUCGAGAACGGGCUCCACGAUUCCAUUCGAGCGUUCCGUCGUCGUGUACAAUUCGCCGGGUUCGCGAGACGACAUGGACAACUAUUGGCCCGAUAUCGAUGAUGAAGACACGGAAGAGGAAUUCGAUUGCGACGCUGAAGAGGACGUCGUGUCCGCGCCGCGUUGA
Molecule: messenger RNA, 1071 nt
Organism: Ostreococcus tauri
Lineage: Eukaryota; Viridiplantae; Chlorophyta; Mamiellophyceae; Mamiellales; Bathycoccaceae
Product: 3Fe-4S ferredoxin
Exons: 2
Coding region: 1-1071 (356 amino acids)
Molecular function (GO): iron ion binding; electron transfer activity
Source: RefSeq, a predicted model, not a curated record